Messenger RNA from Gigantopelta aegis, 1441 nucleotides. RefSeq names its product gamma-glutamylcyclotransferase-like. Lineage: Eukaryota; Metazoa; Mollusca; Gastropoda; Neomphalida; Peltospiridae. The record is from RefSeq and is a predicted model, not a curated record. Bases 156 to 719 code for a protein of 187 amino acids. Gene Ontology annotation, molecular function: gamma-glutamylcyclotransferase activity. The transcript has 3 exons.
GGCCGAGUGACGUCACGCCGGUUCCGAGAAUAGGACCUACUGUUUUACUUGCGCCAAACAUUCACUGAAUAUAACACAUACAUAUACUAGUUUGUGAUAGAAUAGUAACCAGUCAAACCGUGCGAACGCUCCGCCCUCCUAACAACACGCUGCAUAUGAUCGUCUGUUGUGGAAGAAAUCACUCGUAUAUUUGUUUGGAAGCCAGUAUGAGCGACACGUUUCUGUAUUUCGGUUACGGCAGCAAUCUGCUCAAGCAGCGUCUGUUGUUACGAAACCCGUCUGCUGAUUUCCAUUGCGUCGCCCGGCUAAAGGAUUACAGGCUGACCAUGGUGAAACCACCGCCUUACCAACCGCACGUACACAGUUGGAAUGGAGGUCUCGCCUCCAUUGAGCCACACCCAGGAAGUGACGUAUGGGGCGUUGUGUGGCAGCUCGACGCUAAAGAUCGGACCAGUCUCGACCAACAGGAAGAUUACUACACAGGUCAUGACGUCACAGUGCAAGACGAGACUGGCCGUGAACAUGUCUGCAGAACCUACCAGCUGGAAGGUAGGUCCAGCGAGCGACCUUCACCCCAGUACAAAGACGUCAUAGUGAGAGGCGCCAAACAGAACGGACUUCCAGCAGAUUACAUCACAGGUCUAGAACAGAUGGAGGACAACGGGUUUGUGGGCCACAUGCAGUUGUACGAAGACGCACUCAAACUACUGGGUGACUGAAGAACAAUUUCUCAUCUCGGCGUCGGUAAAGCCACACCUUGGAUCAUGCUCAGUGUCACUUAGCAACUAGUGAUUGUUUCCUAUGAUUAAACAUUGUCUUAGAAUGACAUGUUAACCCGUGUUGUUCACAAAUGAUUGUUAAUGUUCAAUAUUCAAAAUUAUAUCAAGAAACGUAUUGUAAUGAAGCAAAACGACAGACACUUAAAAAUUAUACUACUCUACGGUAGUCCGUUUCCUAUAGUCCAGUCAAAUUAACUAAAAAAAAGUGAUCAACCCACAAGUAAUUGCAACAGAAUUGAUUUUAAUGUUUUUUAAAUCUGAAAUACCACAUCUACAACAUAUUAAAAAUAUCAAGGCGUAGUCGAGGGGGAAAAUGCAUAAAAUCGUAUGUAUAUGACCCAUAUGAGAAAUAUUGGUGGGUGUGUUUUAUGAGAGGGUAGGGAUACAUUUUCCAUCAUAACGUUCUUAUUAAUUGAUAUACUUUUAAAAAUUAUCUAUCAUCUUAAAGAUAACAGACUGUGCUUUUGUGUAGAAUAUAAUUUUGUAAAAUUUGUUAAUCUAUGACGUCACAAUCUCGCCAUAAUUAUCUCCCCUUCGGCAAUUCCACAAUUUCUCAUAUCUUUACAUUAAAAUGUUUGUCCUAAAACUAUUUUUUGGAAAAAGUAUGAACCAAAAGUGAUUUAAGUUGUAAUAAUAUGCCUGAAUAAAUUAUUUUAGAUCUA